CCAUGUACGCGAUAAUUCGGGAAAAUACCAGCAUAUUUGCAUUCAUAACAUUGCUGCAGUGGACGGUACUGUCUGUGUCAGUACUACUUUUAGUGUUUCUGAACGAAGCUAUAGUCACUGAAUCGUUGUACGUAUAUCAAACUAUCAACCAAUAUGCACGGUUAUUUUUAAUACCGCAGUUGAUGCGAACACACUGAACUCUGAAGGUGCCAUUUCCUAAACGAAUUCGUUGCAUACCGAUAUUAACAGGACUACGUUCUCGAUUGAAAUUUACCGAUAAGAGACUCGAAUCUCAGAGCAAAAUAACAUGAGCUCAUUCAAUUGGAUUUCCGCAUCUCACGGGAAUGUUCCUUAUGGUGCGGUAGUAGCAGGUAAAGAUAUCGACGGUGCUCUGUUAUACACUGGUAGAACUUUCCACGAAGGUGACACGUUGCCUGCUAAAAUUGCACCAAGGUAUAGAACAGCUUUUGUAGCAUUCGCAGGAGGAGAACAUUCCAAAACGAAUUACGAAGUUCUUUGUGGCACAAAUAUUGCCUGGCAGUAUGCAUCAAAUGGUCAAGUACCACACAAUGCCAUUCUGGCAGGACAAACGCGUAAUGGAGAAAAACUUUAUAUUGGUCGAGCUUUACAUAGUGGUGGUUUGAUUCCUGGAAAGGUGUGUAUCUCUUAACUUUGUUUUAUUAGGUACACCCAAGUCAUAGAUGUACGUACAUUUCAUUUGGAGGUAAAGAAGUUGCCUGCAAAGAUUACGAAGUUGCAAUACACUACAACUAUUGAGAAAUGGCGAACAUUUUCAUCUGCCUAAUUUAUUAUUUUUCCUUUUUCAUUUUUUAAAAAUAUUCAUUGAUAGUACCUAACAUAAAUUGCAUUGUUGCCAUAUUAAAUACCUACUUAUAGACAAAUAAAUGAGAAAUCAACUA
Molecule: messenger RNA, 920 nt
Organism: Planococcus citri (citrus mealybug)
Lineage: Eukaryota; Metazoa; Arthropoda; Insecta; Hemiptera; Pseudococcidae
Product: natterin-3-like
Exons: 5
Coding region: 308-670 (120 amino acids)
Source: RefSeq, a predicted model, not a curated record